GCUCUUGAUUUUUUCCGUCUUCACCCUUUUGUACAGCCACUGGUUUCUCAAAACCCAAUACAAGAACACGCCGCACCAUGUUAUAGUGCCUGAAAAGCAAUGGGGGGAGGCGGUCAGCAGCCUGGGAAUCAUCCUAAGCUUCUUUCACUUGGCGCUCGCCAUUGCAGCUCACGCCGCCUUCAGUCGCCGGAAGAGGGCCCAAGAUCAGGAGUGAGAGGCCGAGGAUGGCAACGAACAAGGAGAGGGAAGGCUGAGGACGCGAGGGAGAGGGAGAGAGGAGCAGGGGUCGAGGAUGGCGCCGAGUGAUGGGAGUGGAGGGAGGAGGAUUGGACUGGACUGGACCUUUCUACAUUCUUUGUGAAGCCGAGA
Messenger RNA from Aplosporella prunicola CBS 121167, 369 nucleotides. RefSeq lists its product as uncharacterized. The record is from RefSeq and is a predicted model, not a curated record. The coding region runs from base 100 to 306 and encodes 68 amino acids. The transcript has 2 exons. NCBI's taxonomy places the organism in Eukaryota, Fungi, Ascomycota, Dothideomycetes, Botryosphaeriales, Aplosporellaceae.